This is a messenger RNA of Oppiella nova, 870 nucleotides long. Lineage: Eukaryota; Metazoa; Arthropoda; Arachnida; Sarcoptiformes; Oppiidae. The record is from the annotation of a GenBank genome assembly.
AUGAUACAAAAGCUUUUGGUCGCUCAAGACAUGAAUCUCGUGGACCGCUUUGGCAACAAAACCGAGUUUAUUAACUGGAGUUUCUUUAACUCAUUCUUCUUUGCCAUAACAGUGACCACAACCAUAGGUUACGGACAUCUCACUCCUUAUACCGCUUCUGGAGGUAUUGGUCAUCGAUUUAGUAUAUGCUUCUCAAAUAACAUAUCGAAAGCAAAAUCUCGAUAUCGGAGACAAUUUUCAAUACGACUAAUGCUGCUGAAGAAAGGACUCAUAUUUUUCGUGCCCUGGUUUCUAGUAUUUCUAGUAUUGCCGGCAAUAGUGUUCGCAUUCAUAGAGAACUGGACUUUUCUCGAGGGUUUCUAUUAUUGUUUCGUUACGCUAUCGACCAUUGGUUUCGGUGACUACGUGGCCGGCAGUUUUGAAAAGCACUACAUUUGGGUCUAUAAGCUGAUCGUGGUCCUUUGGAUUAUCUUUGGAUUGGCCUACCUAUCAAUGAUCCUUAACUUCAUAAGUCAAGGCCUUAGGAGUCGUCACUUGACUAACGUUGUCCUCUCCAUCCGCCGUAUGUCUGGCCCUCCAUUCGCCCAUCGAUUCAAUCAUUUAAAUAAAAUUCGUCGCAAUCGAUACAACCGACAGCAGUCGGUGCCCAUCGCACUGGUCACCAAAAACGGCAAACUUAUCAAAAGUGAAGUAUCGCUAAAUAGUGGUGAGACGCCAUCCCUGUCCCCAUCGCCCACAUUCUCACAGCAACAGUCAUUCAACGAGUCGAUAGACACGUGUCGGUCAGAAGCGCCGCAUUUCUUUCAUAUCCUCAAUAUAUUCCCAUAUUUUAAACACUCGUCGUCUUCACGAAAGGUGACGUCCGUAUGA